Molecule: messenger RNA, 828 nt
Organism: Henningerozyma blattae CBS 6284
Lineage: Eukaryota; Fungi; Ascomycota; Saccharomycetes; Saccharomycetales; Saccharomycetaceae
Gene: NSG1
Product: Nsg1p
Exons: 1
Coding region: 1-828 (275 amino acids)
Biological process (GO): sterol biosynthetic process
Cellular component (GO): endoplasmic reticulum
Source: RefSeq, a predicted model, not a curated record
AUGAAAGAUACAAACUUAUCUAAAACAAAUUAUACCCAACAGAGUAGAGACUCUAUCAACAACUUGACAAAACCUACUUUAUAUUCCAUUUACGAUGACGAUAUCACAAAGACUGCGUCCAAUGACCUGUACGACACAAUCAACAUGAAAUCAAAUAAAAAUUCAUUAUUUGGCGAUGCACCUUCAUCUUCCUCCACAUCUUUACUGAUCAAUUCCUCUUCGCAUAACUUACACGCCUCCACAACAGAUCAAUUGUGGAACUCAUUCUUAAAGCUACUCAUACUCUCCAUCUUUGGUAUCCUUUACCAUGAAUUGUCCAUCCAAUUGUACGAUAAUCAUGAUUUGAAAAGUGGUCUCACUUCAAAACCUUUAAACUUGGGUGUUACCCUUGCACAAUCACUAACUCUGGGGAUUAUCCCCAAGUGGGUCAGCUACGGGUUUGAAGGGAUCUUUUUCGGUCUUUUAAUACCUUGUAUCGAUACUCUAUUCCAUAUCAAGAUUAAAAAGCACACCUAUUCAAACACUUCCAUCUUAAAGAGUUGUAAUGUUCUAUUGGGGGUCACUUAUGGGAUCCGUAAAUUAGAAUGGUCCUCCUCUCUACAAGCAUCAGGCGCAUGGGCAUUAUUGAAUAUCAUACUUUGGUUAUUCUUUGAUGGAACCAUCUCCAUGUUUUUAUCAUGUGGUGUCAUAGGGAUAUGUUGUUCCACAGUGUGUUGGAUUCUAAUGGAUUGGAAAUCAGAAUUCGGCCAAUUGUUAUAUUUCGUUGAUUUCUAUUUCUUAGGUUUAUUAUUAUUUGGACAAUUGGGUCGUUACCUUUUUAAAGCAUAA